Messenger RNA from Acaulospora colombiana, 589 nucleotides. NCBI's taxonomy places the organism in Eukaryota, Fungi, Glomeromycota, Glomeromycetes, Diversisporales, Acaulosporaceae. The record is from the annotation of a GenBank genome assembly.
AUGGAAGCAAAGGGUUGUGCCAGACCAGUGCAACGGAAGAAUGCCCGGAGGCACUUUUUCUGGGCACUUCGCUCUCAAUUAUCCUUGUCUACAGCUAUCUCGAAGCUCACAGCCAUCUCUCCCCGAUUAUCGACGGAAGAGGCUAAACGUCGCAUCUUUGAUCAAAUCCCUCAGGUGUCGCAUACAGAUGAUCGUGCUGUCGCCGAAGCUCUUGAGAGUUUAGACCUUUCCGAUGUGGUCGCACAAGUGACAAGUGCUCAUGUGACAGGAGAAAUCAUGUCACUAGUGCAAUCUCACCGCAAAGCGGGCCUUGCGGGUUUGGUGGGAGUUGUGAACGCUCUCACCGACGAGGAGAAGGCUGCCUUGGCUGUUGCUUUACAGGGUGUAGCUCCGUCUCCAGGUAGGAUUAGCAUCCGAUCAUCAAUGAUCUCAACUCUGACAAAUUACAGCCCCUCUAUCUUACUCCGCGCCUUAAUGGCUGGACCUAUCCGUUUGCUACGUAUAAUCUCUUGCUUUAUUUCCAAAUAUGGAUUACUUGUGGCAACCUCCUCGAUAUCGUUAUCACCGGUUGCUACCGAGCUUCUUCCAC